AUGAAGGUCCCGGCGGAUUCUCCGGGAAUGCAUCCGAGACCUUACGUGCCCAGUGGAUAUGCCGGCGGAUACGCGACAGCAUACCUCAACGAGGUCACGCUCCGGUCGUUCACGAAGACGCAGACAACUGUCUUAGAUGUCCUUUUGGCCGCAGAGACGCAACGAACUGCGCAGUUACAAGGAAAUAUGCAAAGAAAAGUGGUCUCAACUGCAGCGAGCGUUGGUCCUGCCUUCAUCGCCGCCGUUGGAUUCGCUGUGGCACCUCGAGCGCAACCACCUACGCAACUGCCCGACCGCACCGGAUGUCGAUUGGAUUUUGUCGCUGUGGAUAUUGUUCGUCGCUGGGAGUCGGCGGCUUCUGGAUCAAAUCCAUAUCCUCAUCCUUGUGUUCGGUGGUCUAUAGAACUAAACUCUCGUAGCUUUCCCCAACCAACAUGCUUGGAUCCCGAUCACCAAGGAUAA
This is a messenger RNA of Necator americanus (New World hookworm), 462 nucleotides long. RefSeq lists its product as uncharacterized. The record is from RefSeq and is a predicted model, not a curated record. The coding region runs from base 1 to 462 and encodes 153 amino acids. The transcript has 2 exons. Lineage: Eukaryota; Metazoa; Nematoda; Chromadorea; Rhabditida; Ancylostomatidae.